This is a messenger RNA of Quercus lobata, 2117 nucleotides long. It is a transcript of the gene MEF1, whose product is annotated as mitochondrial RNAediting factor 1. The transcript has a single exon. Gene Ontology annotation, biological process: RNA modification. Gene Ontology annotation, molecular function: zinc ion binding; RNA binding; protein binding. Bases 105 to 2006 code for a protein of 633 amino acids. NCBI's taxonomy places the organism in Eukaryota, Viridiplantae, Streptophyta, Magnoliopsida, Fagales, Fagaceae. The record is from RefSeq and is a predicted model, not a curated record.
CUAUUCUCGCAGCUGCAGCUUUUCUUUCAACCGACUAGCACUGGCUUUAACAAAGCAAUCCUGGACCUGGAGCCAAACUUUCAAUUACACACUCACUCACUCUAAUGCUUCAUCCACUUCCCAAAGCCACAAGGCUAAUACCCCUUCAACUCCAACAACUCACACUCCCUCUCUUAAACCCACAAGCACAAACACAAACACAAACACAAACAACAACUAUCACUCUCCCAAAUAACCCUCCUCUAAACCAACACAGCCGCAGCAGCAGCUUUGAACAAAAGUACAGGCAAAUCUGCAACCUCCUCCUCUCCUUAACACACUCCAAGUCCCUCCAAAAGGGUCUCCAACUCCAUGCCCACAUCAUCAAAUCAGGCCUUCAAACCAUCCCUCUCAUUUCCAAUCACCUCAUCAACUUCUAUUCCAAGUCCCAACUACCCCUUUUUUCCCGCCAAAUUUUCGACGAAGCCCCUCGUAAGUCCUCCACCAAUUGGAGCUCUGUUAUCUCCUCUUUUGCCCAGAAUGAGCUUCCUUUACUUGCCCUCCACUUCUUUCGUCAAAUGCUCCAAUCCGGGGCUCUUCCCGACGACCAUAUAUUCCCUAGUGCCACUAAGUCUUGUGCCAUUUUGUCUAUGUGUGAUGUUGGGCGGUCUAUACAUUGCCUUGCUGUGAAGACUGGGUAUGAAUUUGAUGUCUUUGUGGGGAGUUCUACGGUGGAUAUGUAUGCCAAAUGUGGCAAGAUUAAGUCUGCACGGAAACUGUUUGAUGAAAUGCCUGAGAAGAAUGUGGUUUGUUGGAGUGGGAUGAUAUAUGGGUAUGCUCAAUUGGGUGAAGAUGAGGAGGCUCUGAAGUUAUUUAAGCAAGCCUUGUUUGAUGAUUUGGAUGUUAAUGAUUUUACAUUUUCAAGUGUUAUACGUGUUUGUGGCAAUUCAACUUUACUAGAAUUGGGGAAGCAAAUUCACGGGUUGUGCUUCAAGACGAGCUUUGAUUCGUCAAGCUUCGUGGGUAGUUCUUUGGUUUCGCUGUACUCAAAGUGUGGAGUCAUCGAGGGAGCUUAUCGGGUUUUUAAUGAUAUACCAGUCAGGAAUCUUGGUAUGUGGAAUGCAAUGCUGAUAGCUUGUGCCCAGCAUGCGCACACAGAUAGAGCUUUUGAGCUGUUUAAAGAGAUGAAAGGUGCAGGAAUGAAGCCAAAUUUCAUUACUUUUUUAUGUGUCCUAUAUGCUUGUAGCCACACAGGUUUAGUUGAAAAGGGGCGAUAUUACUUCGAGCGAAUGAAAGAGUAUGGGAUUGAGCCAGGUGAUCAACAUUAUGCUUCCGUGGUGGACUUGCUUGGGCGUGCUGGUAAAUUGCAGGAUGCGAUUUCAAUCAUUAAGGAAAUGCCUAUGGAACCAACAGAAUCAGUGUGGGGAGCUUUAUUGACUGGGUGUAGAAUUCAUGGGGAUACUGAAUUGGCUGCCUUUGCUGCUGAUAAAGUCUAUGAGUUGGGUCCUGUGAGCCCAGGCAUUCAUGUGUUACUGUCUAAUGCUUACGCCGCUGCUGGAAGAUGGGAUGAAGCAGCAAAAGCUCGGAAGAUGCUAAGGGACCGGGGGAUGAAGAAGGAAACAGGUUUGAGCUGGGUUGAGGAGGGAAAUAGAGUCCACACAUUUGCUUCUGGGGAUAGAUGUCACGCAAAAACAAAAGAAAUCUAUCAGAAGUUGGAAGAACUAGGGGAGGAAAUGGAGAGAGCUGGUUAUGUUGCAGACACAAGUUUUGUACUUAGAGAAGUUGAUGGUGAAGAGAAAAAUCAGACAAUUAGAUAUCACAGUGAAAGACUAGCCAUUGCAUUUGGGCUCAUUACCUUUCCACCUGAGAGACCAAUCAGGGUUAUGAAAAACUUGCGUGUUUGUGGUGAUUGUCACACUGCAAUCAAGUUUAUGUCGAAGUGCUCUAGAAGGGUAAUCAUUGUGAGGGAUAAUAAGCGGUUCCAUCGAUUUGAGGGUGGGAAAUGCUCGUGUGGAGACUAUUGGUGAUUAUUUCUGUGUAAAAUUUCACAAGCAAAUGAUUAAAGGAAAAGAAGAAUGCUUCAUUGCAUUUCCAAUUAUUCCAUACACUGAAAUGCUUGUAGGGAAUUUUAGCCGAAU